Molecule: messenger RNA, 582 nt
Organism: Cotesia glomerata
Lineage: Eukaryota; Metazoa; Arthropoda; Insecta; Hymenoptera; Braconidae
Exons: 3
Coding region: 84-443 (119 amino acids)
Source: RefSeq, a predicted model, not a curated record
CUAGAAACUAUCUGCAUCAGUUACAAGUAACUAUCAUCUGUGUAAACAUCGUUUGAAAUCAAUCGUUAUUUCAUAAUCCCAUCAUGAACACUCUGGUAAUCAUCAUGCUCUUCGCUCUUGCUUCACCUAUCUUUGGUGAAGACGCUGUUGAGCCGAAGAAACAGGAAAAACGUGGAGUUAUUGGUCUUGGAUACCCAGGAUACGCUGGUCAAUUUGGUGGAGCCCAUGCUUAUGAUUACCAUGGACUUGGACAUGGUUACGCGAGCGCACCUUACUACUCAGCUUUAAAUCACGGAGUAGUAUCACCGAUAUUGAGUCACUCAGCUUACUCUGCUCAUGUAGCUCCCGCACAUGCUUACGGUGGUUACCAUUCACCUUUGUAUACUUCCCCUCUUCGUCUUGGUUACCACGGCUUGGGCCAUGGGUACUACAACAGCUGGUAAUUGGUAAAUGUGAAUUGUUCACAAUCACAAGGAGACUACUCUUCAUCUUGUUAAUUCUUCUGGCAAUAGGUCCUACAAGUAUCAAGAGUCAAUUUUAAAUGAUUAUCAUCUGAUCAGAAUCUAAAAUUAAUUAUUUUUU